GUUCCCUUGCUUGAGGCCUUGGCCCUACAUUACCCAGAAGACCUUGCGCUAAGGCUACGGUCAUCCAAUGAACGUGCAGAAGCGGGGCGUUCCCUGGAGAAAGAACAUCCGCUAGUGGGACUUCCGGUGUAUUCCCGGCGGGCAUUUUGAUUGCUGUAGAGUCUGUGGCCGGUCAGAAGUCCUGGUGUCUGGUGUUGGGAGCAAGGUGAAGGGCCAAGAAGGGAGAGGAGGCUCUGUGCUCACUGGACAGUAGCGGGUCUUAGGGUCUGGCACACCGCCGGCUUCGGGGAAUAACCCGGCGGAAUCCAAAUGAGUCCUUGAAAUGUCUCCUGCUGCGCUGAGGGAACCAGCUGAGGGUAGGGUGGCCUUUGCGGAUGUGGCCGUGUACUUCUCCUGGGAGGAAUGGUGUCUUCUUGAUGAGGUUCAGAUACACCUGUACCUGGAUGUCAUGCUGGAGAACUUUGCACUUGUGUGCAUGCUGGACUCCAGAGCUCUCGGGCUUACUUGCCCUUCACUGUGGGAGCUAGUCCCCAGACCCGGAAUUCAACCCAUGUACCCUGUAUGCAAGACGGAUUCUCAACUACUGGACCACCAGGGGAGUCCCCACUACUUUCUUGCUAAAUUGUUUGGUUAUGUGUUGAGAUUAUUAUGGCAAAGGCAGAGUACAUCCCAACACUGGUAGCUCCAAAGUUGCUGCUAAGGAUUCAAGGUUCUUGGCGUGGAGUCCAGAAUGAAGAGACACCUUCUGAACAGAGCGAAUCUGCAGAAAGAGUCUCACAGAUUAGGACCCCAAGGGCCAUUUUGUCCCCUGAAAAGGCCCAGCCCUGUAAGAUAUGUGUCCCAGUCUUGAGAGACAUUUUGCAUUUGGCUGAAGAGGAAGGAACAAAUAGGACACAGAAAGCCUACUCAUGUAGGGCAUGUGGGAAAGAAUUCUAUUUUCCUGCAAACAUUCAGCAGCACCAGAAGCAAUACAUUAGAGAGAAACCCUUUCAGUAUGAUGUGGUGAGAUCCUCAUUUUUGAAAAGCUGGACAAUCCAUGCAACAUGGAAUCUCUGUACCAACAUGGAGAUUGUGAAUGACUUCAAGGCCAACAUGGUAGUUAAGCCACAGGCCAGUAAUACCAGGAAGAAACUGAACAACAGUAAGGAGUGUGAAGCUAUUUUUCACAGUGACAAAAGCGAUCAGAACUGGGGAGAAGGCGAGAUUGCUUGCAGCCACACAGACAUACUUGUUCGGGAUGAGAGAAUUCUCACUACUGAAGAGUCUUGUGAGUCCAACAAAGUUAGGAAUGCCGGCACCCAAAGAAAUAGUGUUACUCAGCACCAGAAAGUUCACACUGGGGAAAGGUCUUUUGAAUGCAGCCAUUGUGGAAAAUAUUUACCCACAAGUCCGGUUUCCUUGCACAUCAGAGAUUUAACUGUGGAGGAACGUUUUAUGAUUGUACAGAAUGUGGGAAAUCCUUUAGCCGAAGGAAAUACCUCGUUGCCCAUAGAAAAAUCCACACUGGAGAAAAGCCUUUUGAUUGCAAGGAAUGUGAUAAAUCUUUUACCCGAAAGGGCAAAUUAAUUGAACAUCAGAGAGUUCACACUGGAGAAAAGCCUUAUCAGUGCAACCAAUGUGGAAAGUUUCUUGUCAGCAAAUCUAGUUUGUCUGUACAUUAGAGAGUUCAUAGUGGGGAAAGGCCUUAUAAAUGCAAUGAAUGUGGGGAAUCUUUUAUUACUAGGUCUGCCCUCUAUUCUCAUCUGAAAGUUCACACUGGAGAAAGGCCUUUUGAGUGCACUGAAUGUGGGAAAUCUUUUACCAGUAAGUGGAUCCUUUGUAAUCAUCAGAGAAUACACAGUGGAGAAAGACCUUUCAAGUGCAGUGAAUGUGGGAAAUUCUUUAGCCGAAACGAACAACUCAGUGCCCAUACGAAUGUUCACAGUGGAGAAAAUCCAUAUGACCGUAGUAAAUGUGGGAAAUCUUUUCCUGCUAGGUCAAGCCUUUGUCAUCAUCAGAGAGUUCACGUUGGAGAAAAGCUUUCUGAGUGCAGUGAAUGUGGAAAAUCCUUUAAUGAUAGAUCAGGCCUCCGUCAUCAUCAGAGAGGUCACACUGUUGAAAGGACUUUUGCAUGAAGUAAAUCUGGGUAAUCCUUUAGCCAGAGACAGCUUCUGCAUAUCCACGGGAAAAUCCUCACUAGAGAAAAGCCUUUGAGUGGAGGAACGUGAUAAAUCUUUCACCUACAAAUCCACUUGUUUCAACAUCUGAAAGUUUCAUGCUGUAUGGGGCCUUGUGAGUAUAUCAAAUAUAUAUGGUACUGACAUUGGCAGAGUUUGAGGUGGUAACAGCGUGGGAAGUUCUUGUGCAGUCACUAUGCAGCAAAUGGCCCCUUUCUAGGGAGGAAACUGAGCAUAGAAAUUAUGUGUCAUCUAUAUGUGAUCUCCCAGCAAUGGACAUGGAUAUGGAUUCAGUGCCAGGCUGCCUUGUUCAGGACAGGGGCAGUCUGUUCAUCUCAGUCCUCUUCCACCUACCCCGUCGAUUUUGAGGACCAAAAGAAUACCUUAUCCAUCCUCAUACUUCUGCCCUGCUCCAGCCCCACCAGAAUAUCUCUGCUCAUACCCCAGUCCCAUUCUGAUGAACAGUAGUUUCUUUUCUGUGGCUUUCAACAUUACUGCCAUUUGAGGUGUCUAGCUUAGAGAGGUAGAGGGACUUCCAUAACAGCUCACUGCUGCCAGACCAUUCAUAUGUAUGAUUCUUCUAUACUGCAUAUGUCCACUAGCUUCUCUUCUGUCCCUAGCAGCAGGGACUGUCCACACCUGACAUGUGCAUUUUACCAGGGCUCCAAGCUCUACCUCUCCCAGUGUUUAUCUCCUUCCUGCAAACAUCCUCCUGGUGGAUAAAUUCUUAGGGACAGCAGCACUGAACCAGGCAGCCUGGAGAGGAUCAUUGACCUUGUUUCCCCAUCACGUGGUUUACCUGCUCACCAUUCUGAACAGUGUGAGGGACACUGAAUGACUAAGAAUGUCUUCUGUGGCCCUCACAAGGCCUGGUCUCCAAGGCUCCUCUUCCUAACUCCUUUACCCAUCACCUCACUGCUCUUCCCACCCCUCCAGAAAAAUAUAACUCACUAAAAUGGUGAUUGUUAAUUAGCAAGAACUUGCCCUCCCCCAUCUUGGAACCCACACUUGACCUACCUAUCUUAAAAACUAAGACUGAAUGCAGGCCAAACCCUCCAAUGAAGACUGUAAAACCUCACUUAGAAUUAUAAUUUAAAUCGCAUUUCCUUCAGAAUUAUUAGUGUUGAGCUCCCCCCCCCCCCCCCCCCCAUGUGUCUAUUUUUUACCUGUAUCUCCUGUUUGGUUAAAUUUCUGUUCUUUUGUGUACUUUAUUUUGUAUGAUUUGGCCAUUUUCUCUUUCCUUGACAAAUAUGGGAUUGGGGAAACAAAGACAUUUGUGAUAUUUCAUUCAUUCACCAAUGAUGUGAAUGACUUCUGCAUGGAAUUGUAAUUUAGAGUACUAAAAGAGUGUUUUCUUCAUUUUUUUUUAAACUAUGCGUAGUGCAAUGGCCCCAUACAUUAUAAAGGGUUUAAAUAAAUCUGCCUUGUUAACAUAUGCUACCUCAGUCUUAAGUCCAGACAUUGAAUCAUAUAGUAAAUUAAGCCGUGAUUUGUAGUGUUUGCCAAUUUUCCUGGUGUAUAUACUCUCAUCGUAGCCGAUAGUCACAUUGCGAACAUAAUGUCCCUGAACAUGGAGUUGGGAAGCAUUGCCAGUAGCCCACCAUUGUGUGUGUGUGUUUUUUUUCUACCAUACAGAUAACAGCCACUUAAGAAUGUAGCUAAUAAAGCCAUAGUAGAAUGAUUUUUUUAUUUAUUUUUGUCUGCGCUGUCUUCCUUGCACACAGGCUUUCUCUGGUUGCAUUCAGUGGGGGCUAAUCUUGUUGCUGUGUGCAGGCUUCUCAUUGCAGUGGCUUCUCUUGUUGGAGCACGGUCUCGAGAGAAUGUGGCCUUCGGUAGUUGCAGCUUGCAGGGGCUAGAGCACCCGGGUUUCAGUACUUGUAGCCCAUGUGCUCUAGAGGGCUGGCUCGGCAGUUUUUGUGCACGGGCUUAGUUUCCCCAUGGCAUGUGGGAUCUUACCAGACUAGGAAUUGAACUUAUGUCUCCUACAUUGGCAAGCAGAUUUUUAACCACUAGACCACCAGAGAAGCCCCAGGAUGAUUUUUUAAAGAGAUAGGUUUUACGUAUUUGUUUUAAAAAAUCAUUUAAUGAAUGUGGAGUUCUUUCAAUAAACUGCACAUAAUUUAAAAUGUACAUUUUAACUUUGUGAUACUUGUGUAUACCUCUGAAAAUGGUUUCCUCCUGCCAGUUUUAAUUCAUUCUCAACAUUAACGUUACUGAUACAAGAGCAUAUUCUACUUUUGUAAUGACUGUUUUCAAAUGUAUAUAUAAAUGGAAUAACAGUUGGAUCCUACCCCUGUCUUACCUGUUUCUUAUAUCUAAAUUUUGAGACACAGAAUUGGCAGGCCUGCUUCUGACCCCAUGAUAGGUAUGUGGGUAGUUGAAUUUUUCAUGGCCUUGUUUUCCUUCAGCCUGCCAAGAUUAGAUGAGACUUUUUAGGAAGACUUGUCGGGUGGUCAUGUGUAUUUGUAGCAUCUGUAGCUGUAGGUGUUUGAGUCGCCUAUGCAACAUUAGUUGUUCUUCGAAUAGAAAUUCAAAACAUUCUCUUGAACAUCACUUGAUGAAAAUUAAAUCCUUUUCCAAGGAAGUUUACGGCUGUCAAAAAGUAUUUACCCACUACUUUGAAUGUUUAUUUCAAA
Molecule: messenger RNA, 4792 nt
Organism: Bubalus bubalis (water buffalo)
Lineage: Eukaryota; Metazoa; Chordata; Mammalia; Artiodactyla; Bovidae
Product: zinc finger protein 211
Exons: 4
Coding region: 649-1566 (305 amino acids)
Biological process (GO): negative regulation of transcription by RNA polymerase II
Molecular function (GO): DNA-binding transcription repressor activity, RNA polymerase II-specific
Source: RefSeq, a predicted model, not a curated record